Rhipicephalus sanguineus (brown dog tick) is the source of this 681-nucleotide messenger RNA. RefSeq lists its product as uncharacterized. The coding region runs from base 57 to 602 and encodes 181 amino acids. The transcript is spliced from 6 exons. The record is from RefSeq and is a predicted model, not a curated record. Lineage: Eukaryota; Metazoa; Arthropoda; Arachnida; Ixodida; Ixodidae.
UGAGCGUGCACCCGCGCCCACAACAGACCAAGUUCUAAGGUUCUGUUAAGCCAAACAUGUUUCCCUGGACAUUUGCUUUGGCGUUAAACCUCGUCUUAGUGGUCAACGCCGCUACAAUUUCAGACCUGCGAGAGAUGCUACUGGCAAAUAAAAUUUGGGUGGUAUGCCGAAAUUACGUCAGGAUAUUGUACGCUUUUGAUUACGAGUGUGAUUACUUUGUACCAAACCUAGUCGUAAUUGACAAAUACCACAUUGAGAAACACUACAAAUAUUCUGGAAAAUGGAAAUCGGAAACUCUUAAAGGAUACCUCUAUCCAGAGAAAAAUAACACAAGAGGGCCUAGGCUGAAACUGUGGUCAUCAUUUCAUGAAGACGACAGCUACGAGAUGAUUUAUUGGGACCGCUAUGAAGGUUGUGCCAUUAUGAAACGAGGAAAAGGAAAGUGCGAGAUGUUCGUGCGUAACAAGUAUAUUGAUUAUGCACAAACGAAUUGCUAUUUGAAAGUUGCGAAGCUCUGUGGUGCAUAUUGUAGCGAUAAGGUUUAUACGGGUUCCUGCAAGCGAUCUGGGAAAAGCAAUUUUUUGUUUGACUGGAUGAACUAAGCGGACACCAUAAACGUCGCUUUACGAAAGAAAGAAUGUUGAAUAAUAAACUGCUGUUCUCGUGGGUCUCAUUAUUGCC